Messenger RNA from Exophiala xenobiotica, 1080 nucleotides. Its product is annotated as prohibitin-1. The record is from RefSeq and is a predicted model, not a curated record. Gene Ontology annotation, biological process: mitochondrion organization. The transcript is spliced from 2 exons. Gene Ontology annotation, cellular component: mitochondrion; membrane. Bases 93 to 944 code for a protein of 283 amino acids. NCBI's taxonomy places the organism in Eukaryota, Fungi, Ascomycota, Eurotiomycetes, Chaetothyriales, Herpotrichiellaceae.
ACUACAGCUACCUGAACGGCGACAGUACCAUCCCACCAUCCCAUCGCUGAGCGGUCGUUGUCCCUUCGCUACCUGUCCAUCCAUUGCCCAACAUGUCCGCACCGAAUGUUCUCAACGCCGUUUCUCGAUGGGCCGUCCCGAUAUUCAUCGCCGUCUCCUUCGGCCAGGCGGCGAUAUACGACGUAAAAGGCGGAACAAGAGCCGUCAUCUUCGACCGAUUGUCCGGUGUGCAGGAGAAGGUGGUCAAUGAAGGCACACACUUCCUGAUCCCCUGGUUACAGAAGGCCAUUGUCUACGAUGUGCGAACGAAGCCGAGAAACAUCAGCACCACAACCGGAAGCAAGGACUUGCAGAUGGUCAGUUUGACACUGAGAGUGCUGCAUAGACCGGAGGUGCAGAUGUUGCCCAAGAUCUACCAGUCUCUCGGCCAAGACUACGACGAAAGAGUCCUGCCAUCGAUUGGCAACGAAGUCCUCAAAGCCAUCGUGGCCCAAUUCGAUGCCGCCGAGCUAAUCACACAAAGAGAAGCAGUUUCAAACAGAAUCCGAACCGACCUGUUGAAACGAGCGCAGGAGUUCAACAUUGCUUUGGAAGACGUCUCAAUCACACAUAUGACCUUUGGUCGAGAGUUCACCCGCGCAGUCGAGCAGAAACAAAUCGCACAACAGGACGCUGAACGAGCACGGUUCAUCGUCGAAAAGGCUGAGCAGGAGCGACAAGCCAACGUCAUCCGUGCAGAAGGUGAAGCAGAUGCUGCAGAUAUUAUCAGCAAAGCCGUGGCCAAGGCUGGUGAUGGCCUGAUCCAAAUCAGAAGGAUCGAAGCCAGCAAAGACAUUGCGCAGACUUUGGCCACGAAUCCGAACGUGACAUAUCUACCUGGCGGCAGUGAGGGAGACGGUGGAAAGGGUAAAAGUACGGGACUCUUGCUCGGUCUGAGGGCAUAACCGAAUGGAAGAGUCAACAUGAAACAAUAUGUAAAGCUAUGAUCACCCACUACUGUUACUAUUUCACCUUCUGCUUUCCCAGUGUAGCAUUACAUACCUAGCGAGUGGAAAAUCGGACGGACAUUCUCAACUUUCA